GCACACAUGUGAAGGUUCUCGAGACAAUUGCCAAUGUAAAUGGGAAGCCGUGGAAGCAUCAGCCGAGUGCUCUUGUAUAA
Messenger RNA from Trypanosoma cruzi, 80 nucleotides. RefSeq lists its product as uncharacterized. The record is from RefSeq and is a predicted model, not a curated record. The annotation marks the transcript as partial. The transcript has a single exon. NCBI's taxonomy places the organism in Eukaryota, Euglenozoa, Kinetoplastea, Trypanosomatida, Trypanosomatidae.